Messenger RNA from Tyto alba (common barn owl), 2773 nucleotides. RefSeq names its product G protein-coupled receptor 18 (gene GPR18). Gene Ontology annotation, molecular function: G protein-coupled receptor activity. Gene Ontology annotation, cellular component: membrane. Lineage: Eukaryota; Metazoa; Chordata; Aves; Strigiformes; Tytonidae. The transcript is spliced from 2 exons. Bases 1484 to 2452 code for a protein of 322 amino acids. Gene Ontology annotation, biological process: phospholipase C-activating G protein-coupled receptor signaling pathway; positive regulation of Rho protein signal transduction. The record is from RefSeq and is a predicted model, not a curated record.
AUUCAGCUUCCUCUCUUCCCAUCAACAUCAGCCUACUGGUUAUUUCGGAAACAGGACUUGACCAGAAACUAUUACAGUCACUGCAAGUCAAAAGGAGAGAAGAUCAAAACCAAAACCAAACCUCAUGCUGUUUAUUAACAUUAAUCUAUAAAAAGUGAAUUCUUCUACCUACCCUAUACAUUACUACUAAAUUCACCUGCUAAAUCAGUCAGGAUCUUGAGAUAAGUAGUCAUGUGCUGUGUCAUACACAAUCAGUAGCAAGAGAAGAAAAAAUAGAACAAAAGAGAAAAAAGACACUUAAAACCUGUGGGAGUGUGCGGGGGUGUGUGUGUGUGUUAAUCAGUAUUUGGACAAUUUUAUGCAUAAGUAAUGAAAGUGGGGCAGUAUGCCAGAUAAUAUUUCAACUGUGCUACAAGCACAUGCUACAAAAAUUUUCUUUCAAGCAUAUAUUAUCUAUCUUUCAAUAAGGUCUGCUAUCACUAUUUACAGUUUUUAUUUUUAGUGUUCUUCACACAAUGAGGUAUUUCAGAGGCAUUCUUACAGAUGCCCUCCAAACCUGUUUUUUGUCAGUAUUAUACACAUAGCUUUUCCCACACAAAACAAAUUCUGUUACAUGUUCUAAUGACCUCAUCUGAUCAGAAAACACACCUUUUUGUUUUGUACAGCUGAAAAAAAAAAUUCUUUGUGACAGAAGUUUAGAGCUAGAUACCUGUAUGCAGUUUUGGUGGGUUGUUUGUUUUUUUUGUUUUUUUUUUUGUUUGUUUGUUUUUUUGUUGUUGUUGGUUUUGUUUGUUUGUUUGUUUUGGGUUUUUUUUUUUUUGUUUGGUUUUUUUUGUUUGUUUGUUUGUUUGUUUUUUUUUUAAUAGCUGUAAAGUGGGGAAUUGUAAGAAAAUCAGAAGUCCAAACUUCAUAUUUCAAGGCAGAAACCAACUUGAAGAAAGAUUUAAUAGGUCAUACCUAAGAUAGUUGCCCCAUGGAUACUCUUCUCAAAACCAGCUGAUAUUUAUCAGUGUCGAACAAGGAUGCUACAUUAAUAAACACUGGUUCAACUCCCUGUGUAUUCCUAUACCACUGAAAAAAGCACCUGGUAACAUUACAGUGAAAGCACAAACCAGAUGAGCAGUAACAAUAAGCCUUUUUUUAAUGCAUUGUCCACUUUUGGAGAUAAACACACAGGAGCUGUGCACUCUUGCGCUCUUGAGGAUAGUUUUGGUGCCUAACUGAUACUGUGGAAGUUAGGUGGCUCUCUGUCACAAGUGGGAAGAUCACACAAACAACUAACUCCUUCCUCUUCCUCCUCUUCACAAAGCUGCCCCAGAGCUGGGUAAAAGGCCAAACAAGAGGAACCUUCCCAUGCAAAGUCAUGAAACUGUGACCACAGCAAGAGCCAGGAAAGCAGGUGGGGUGUGGGACAACCAACGCGCCCACGCGAGCACCAGGGUAUUAAUGGAGUGCAACAACUAUUCCUAAAUUCAAUUAAACUAUGAUGUCUGGAAAUAAAAACCACCCUGAAGAAUACAGGAUCGCAUCACUGGUCUUCUACAGUUUUGUAUUCACAGUGGGAUUGUUGGUAAAUGCUACUGCACUAUGGGUUUUCAGCUGCACUACCAAGAAGAGAACAACUAUAACUGUAUACAUGAUGAAUGUGGCAUUACUGGACAUAAUUUUUAUAUUUUCCUUGCCUUUUCGGAUAAUCUACUACGGGAAAGAAAUGUGGCCUUUCGGAGACACAUUCUGUCGGAUUAUCAGCGCUUUCACUAUAUUUUAUCCAGCCAUUGCUCUGUGGUUGCUCACUUUUAUAAGUGUAGACAGAUUUAUGGCUAUUGUCCAGCCCAAACAUGUCAAAGAGCUUAAAAAUACAAAAAAAGCUGUGCUGGCUUGCACUGGAAUCUGGGUAAUGACCCUCGCAACAACGUCCCCACUGCUGUUUUUACAGUCUGAUCCAGACAAAGCCCUGAAUUUUACUACCUGCAUCAAAAUGCUUGAUAUCAUCCAUUUAAAGGAAGUAAAUACACUGAACUUUUCUCGCUUGAUUUUUUUCUUUUUGAUUCCCUUGUUUAUCAUGAUGGGGUGUUAUCUAGUCAUUAUUUACAAUUUUAUCCAUGGCAAGACUUCCAAACUGAAGCCUAAGGCCAAGGAGAGAUCCAUAAGAAUUAUAGUUACUCUGAUUGCUCAAGUACUUAUCUGCUUUGUACCCUUUCACAUUUGCUUCGCCUUCCUGAUGUUGCAAAAUGAAGAUACAACUUACAAUCCCUGGGCAGCCUUUACCACCUUUCUCAUGAAUCUCAGUACGUGCUUGGAUGUUAUACUAUAUUAUAUUGUUUCUAAACAAUUUCAGGCAAGAGUCAUCAGUGUAAUCCUUUAUCGUAAUUACCUUCGAAGUGUGCGCAGGAAAAGUUUUCGAACUGAAAGUGUAAGAUCACUCAGUAACAUGAACAAUGAAAUGGUAUAAAAAGAGAAAAAAAAAAAAAGUCAGGGGACUUUUAUAAUGUAAACAAGUGAUCAUUUUCCCAAAUUCUAGCCUUCUGACUACACUGAAGAGUAUUCUAUAGCCAGAGGUAACAGACAGAUUUGUUGAACUGUAAAUAUGAGAGAAGCAGAGUAAUAAUUGCACUUGUUUAUAUUUGCUCAAAAGUUUUUGUAAAUCUGAAAUGGACUAAAACCUAGUACCAGUGUUAAACUUUCCAUUGCUUUUGUCACCUCAAAAGACUGUGAAUGUUGUCAGAUAUGAAAAAGUGACUAUUAGUAUAAUAAAACAGACAACACUGAAGAA